Molecule: messenger RNA, 536 nt
Organism: Boleophthalmus pectinirostris (great blue-spotted mudskipper)
Lineage: Eukaryota; Metazoa; Chordata; Actinopteri; Gobiiformes; Gobiidae
Product: sulfotransferase 1C4-like
Exons: 4
Coding region: 1-357 (118 amino acids)
Biological process (GO): sulfation
Cellular component (GO): cytoplasm
Molecular function (GO): sulfotransferase activity
Source: RefSeq, a predicted model, not a curated record
AUGAGCUGGAAAGUCAAUCAUAUGAAAAUGGACAUAGAACACAAUAACACAACAGCUAAGGAGAAUCCCAGACAGGAAGUAGAGCGCAUCAUGAGGUACCUGGACCUGUCUAUCUGUGAUGAAGUUAUCAGUCAGAUUGUGGAUCUGACCUCAUUUGAAAGCAUGAAGGAAAACCCCAUGUCCAACUACUCCUGUGUCCCACCUCCUGCGUUUGACCACAGUAUCUCUCCGUUCAUGAGAAAAGGUGAAGUUGGUGAUUGGAGAAACCACUUUACUCCUGAACAAUCAAAGAUGUUUGAUGAAGACUACAAAGAGAAAAUGAAAGAUGUGGACAUACCAUUUAGGGAUCUCAUUUAACAGAUGAAAAAUGGCCUCUGAAGAUCAAGAGUAUAUGCAGCAACCAAAGACAAAUGAACUGGCCCCACCAACCUUGACCUAAAAACUUAAAUUUGAUUUUGUUUUCUGUGAUAAAAUGAUCAUGAUGUGUUUAACAAUUUAAUAUAAUAACCGUAUAAUAAAGAUUUUUACACAAGUGA